CAUUUGCCUGUUUAAAACAAAACAAAACAAAACAAAAAACGUCAAUUUCUUUCAAAAUACCUAAGCAUGUCUUCUUUUAAAAUUUAAAGUGGUUGGUUCCAUGUUAAAUGAGGGAUACUGUCUACCAAGUACCAUGGGAGAUUUUCUCAGAAUCCUUUUCAGUCCGGAUUUAAAUAAGGCAUUUCGGGGGCCUCCAAUGACAAUGAGUUGUCGACGCCGGACGAGAAGCACCCAUAGCGCCUGACAUGAAAACCGGAGAAAGUGGAAUGAAGAAUGAUUCAAGCGUUUAAUUUUUGUUUACAAUUUUAACAAAAAAGAAAAAGCACACAAAAGAACCAUGUUUAUUACAUCACAAAACCCCCCGCCGGUGUUUGAUUACAUGACACUUGUUAUGCCAGCGGUGGCGGUGGGCAACGUGGGCCAACUGGCGGUGGACCUCCUCAUAUCCACGCUCAGCCUGCCCAGGGUGGGCUACCUGCACACGGACUGCGUCAUCCCCAUGGCGGGCAACAACCCGUACGCCCACGGCCAGGACGACGCGGGGGAACUGCAUACGGCCUCGGAAGUAUAUGCCGCAUUUGAGCUCAACCUAGCGGUUCUUCAGAUCAGGGCACCAGUUGUCAAGAGCAAAUCCAAACGGUUUCGUCAGCUGCUGCUGUCGUGGAUCAAGGCCAGCGGCUUCUGCCGGACACUGGUCCUGUCCAGCAGCCACGCCUACCGGAGGGACGACCGGCAGCUGCGAGGCACCCCGUUCAGAUACCUGGUCACGCCGAGCCUGCUGAGAAUUAGCGGCGAUGCCUUCGAGGAGCUGGGCUGGAGGGAGCUGGAGAGGCGUUUAGACGCCGGCGCAGACGAGACCAAACUCGCCAUCCCCGGCGGCGGCAUCACCAAAGGCCUCUACACGGACAGUUGCAGAGAGGACGUGCCUCUGGCGGUGCUGCUGCUCUUCUGCUCCGAGGGAGACAACGUGCCCGACGCCCUGUCGCUCGUCAGUCACCUGGACGACAUGCUCCACCUGCUGAACCACGCGAUGUGGGAGGUCAAAUGGAAGAUCCCGCCUUCCUGGAAUCUGCUGUUUGGAAGCGGCAUCCCUCCAGCCAUCUUCUGAAUCACUUUUUGUAGAUUUCAUUGAAAGGGUUUAUCACAGAGAACCAGAGUGAAUGUUUCUCUCGCUUGACCUCAUUCACUCGCCGACUAACCGAAAGGGCUUGGCCCGGCGCCACGCAGUGUUUCCUGGCAGUCCCGCCCCCGCCGUGUCUGUAACUCGACUCUGAAACAAAAAAAACAAAAAAAAAAACCCCGCUUGGCGGCCCCCCCUCAAGUUUUCACUUUGAGGGGGAGCACGUUUCAAAACAUCUCCGCGACAUUUCUGAAACAACCGCUUGAAGGAUCGGCUCACGUUUGAAAGCAAUGGCCAAAUGUGCGGUUUUGCACAGAGGGCCACCCGUUCUGUCAAUUAGAGAGCAUUUUUAGCAGAAGAUAAUGAAGGAAAAAAUUGUCCUUUUUCUCCCAACCCCCCAUCAAACUGGAUGGGUUCAAACGUAACAAUCUCUUUAUAUAUCGACACAUAUGGAGAGAGA
Hippocampus zosterae (dwarf seahorse) is the source of this 1580-nucleotide messenger RNA. It is a transcript of the gene psmg2, whose product is annotated as proteasome (prosome, macropain) assembly chaperone 2. The record is from RefSeq and is a predicted model, not a curated record. The transcript is spliced from 7 exons. Lineage: Eukaryota; Metazoa; Chordata; Actinopteri; Syngnathiformes; Syngnathidae. Bases 338 to 1108 code for a protein of 256 amino acids. Gene Ontology annotation, cellular component: nucleus; cytosol. Gene Ontology annotation, biological process: proteasome assembly.